AUGGAGGAAACGAAAGGAGAUAGCAGACAUUUCCAUGAUGCAUGGGCAUUCGUCUUAUACAUCAUUCUCACAACAUUGACAACAUCGUGGAUGGUAUCAGAAAUGAAAAGCCUCCCUCAGUACAACGAAGAAGCUCUCCUCCCGUUUCUAGCAACCAACGUGGGCCUUAUGCUUGUGUUUCUGUUGGUGGCAUAUCUAGGAUUUCGGUACGCUGCAAAAGGAUUCAUAUUCUUCGCCAACGUUGUGGCUCCAACAGCAAUAUUUUUCCUUUCACUGCUCACUCUGAAUCCAUUUGUUAUUCUCUCCGCAGGCAUCACGUUCGGGAUUUCCCUGAUGUUCUACUUCUGGUCUAUAAAGCCUGUUCUUCCAUUGAUGGCUCCAAUGAUAGAAGCCACUGCAAAAAUACUUUCCUUGAAUCUCAUAGGGUGCACGGUUCUUCUUCUUGCAUCUGUGUCCUUACAAGUCAUCCAAAGCUUCAUAUUUCUAAGAGUACUUGGAAACGAUAGCGCAAUCAAAGGUAUCAUGUCCAUUCUUUUCAUUUUGAAUAGCUACUGGACAUUCUUUAACACAAUAUACUUCACCCAGGUCGCCGUGUCCGGAAUCAUCACCACCCAUGUGGAGAAAAAUGGAGAGGAGUCUUUCAAGGAGUCCUUCUACAUAGCCUUCAUGGCACUCGGCAGUAUUUCGUUUGCAGGCCUGAUCAUGGCUGCAGUGAGUACAGCCAAGUUCCUUCUCGAGAGAGAAAGAGACAGAGACAGAGAGCGAGGCUCUAGUGGCAUCAUUAAUAUAAUCUUGCUGUGCCUGGUAAAUAUCAUUGGAGACCUCGUGAAUCUGAUGAACGAGCUGGUGUUUCCAUACCUUGCAGUUCAUGGAACUAAAUACACAGAGUCUGUAAGCAAGUCCUAUAACUUAAUUGAAGAAAAGAGAGGUGUUACUCUUCUCAGCAACAUGGCCAUAGGAAAGGUGAUCUUCUUCUGCUUAUUGUUCUUUAUCUGCUUCAUUGCAUCUGGGGAUACUGCUCUACUUUCAGCAAACCCUAGCUUCCAGUCAAACGACCUCACAUAUGUCACGAUCGCUAUCGUGUGUGUUCCUUUGAUCACCUUUGUCUACAGCUUCCUCUCCAUGUUUUCUUCUGGAACACUGGCGUUGAUAUAUUCAUAUCUUGAGUCUCCAGAGGCCGUCAAGAGAGUAGAGCCCGAGCUAAUCGAGAAGAUAGGCCGUUUUAGCUAG
Molecule: messenger RNA, 1230 nt
Organism: Encephalitozoon hellem ATCC 50504
Lineage: Eukaryota; Fungi; Microsporidia; Unikaryonidae
Exons: 1
Coding region: 1-1230 (409 amino acids)
Biological process (GO): transmembrane transport
Cellular component (GO): plasma membrane
Molecular function (GO): transmembrane transporter activity
Source: RefSeq, a predicted model, not a curated record